AUGAAACACUACUACCGAAAUGACAAGAUGGCACGUCAGCAGCAAGCAGACGUCGACGAACUUUUCGACGUGAAAAAUCACUUUUAUAUUGGUAAUUAUCAGCAAUGUAUCAACGAAGCACAAAAAAUCAAGUCAUCUUCGCCAGAGGUGCUUAUGGAACGAGACGUAUUUCUCUAUCGUGCUUACAUAGCACAGGGAAAAUUUCGCGUUGUGCUAGAUGAGAUUAAUAAUUCUUCUCCUGCUGAUUUACAACCAUUGAAGAUGUUAGCAGACUAUUUUGCGAAUCCUAGUCGUAGGGAAGCAAUUGUCGCCGAAUUGCAAGAAACGACCAAUCGCGCUAAUUACGAUAAUCACAGUUUCUUGAUUGUUGCUGCAACCAUUUAUUAUCACGAAAAAAAUUUAGACGCAGCACUUAGGAUACUACGUGAUGUCGACCAUUUAGAAUGUUUAUCCCUAAUUCUGCAGAUUUACCUAAAAAUGGAUCGUUUGGAUCUUGCAAAAAAAGAAUUAAUAACUAUGCAGGAAAAAGAUGAUGAUGCCACAUUAACCCAGUUAGCACAAGCAUGGCUAAACAUAAGCAGUGGUGGAGAUAAAUUGCAAGAUGCUUAUUAUAUAUUUCAGGAUAUGAUAGAUAAACAUUCCAGUACAAGUAUGUUAUUAAAUGGUCAAGCUACAUGCUUCAUUGGGCAAGCUAAAUAUGAACAAGCUGAAACAGCUUUGCAAGAAUCUCUGGACAAAGAUAGUAAUAAUCCAGAUACCUUGAUCAAUAUGAUUGUUCUUUCUCAGCAUAUGGGAAAGCCACCUGAAGUUGCUAAUCGUUAUUUAAAUCAGUUAAAAUAUUCACACUUAGAACAUCCAUUUGUUAAGGAGUAUUUACAGAAAGAGAUAGAAUUCCAAAGACUCAGAAAGCAAUAUGCUUCAUCUACCUGAACUGUAACAGAUCAUAGCAUUUUCUAAUUUUAAAUUUAAACAAGAAUAUCGAGAACAAUGUAACAAUACAAAUUCUAGAUACAAAGUGCUAUGAGAUUAGAAUGUUACUGCAGGGUA
Eufriesea mexicana is the source of this 1047-nucleotide messenger RNA. RefSeq names its product coatomer subunit epsilon (gene epsilonCOP). Gene Ontology annotation, cellular component: COPI vesicle coat. Gene Ontology annotation, biological process: endoplasmic reticulum to Golgi vesicle-mediated transport; retrograde vesicle-mediated transport, Golgi to endoplasmic reticulum; intra-Golgi vesicle-mediated transport. The record is from RefSeq and is a predicted model, not a curated record. Lineage: Eukaryota; Metazoa; Arthropoda; Insecta; Hymenoptera; Apidae. Gene Ontology annotation, molecular function: protein binding; structural molecule activity. Bases 1 to 930 code for a protein of 309 amino acids. The transcript has 3 exons.